CGAUCCAUGCAAACAACCUAUUUAAACAAGCGGAGCUUCAGAUAUUCUCCUAAUAUCAAAUAUGAACGCACUCCAGGCAACCCAAAAACAUGACGGCUUUUAAUUAGUAACCAUCUCAACGGCGAGGAAUGCUAUUUAUCAUCACGAGCCUACUCAGUUUAUAACUGCAAUGCAUAUCGUGUUGCUCGUUUCAAGACAACGCAAAAAAGUAUUGGCAAUGAAUAAUAUGGAUGAAAAAAUCAGUCCAAUCUUUGUUCGGAUGUGCUUUUUGUUCGACUCUGGCUUCAAAGCUUGAAGUCAUUGUUGGAGUGAAAUGAGUCUUGAUGUGGCCAGGCUCCCUGGAGUUUUGGAGGCAUGUGUUGGCCACGUCAAAAACGAUCUUCCCAAGCCAAAAACUCCGAGACAAGCAAAGCAAUUUUCAAUGUUUCAAGUGGUUCAGUUUGCCAAUAUUCAAUGCAACGGAAGUGCAAGUAUGACUGGAACUUGUUACACAGAAGAUGAAUGCACCUCAAAAAAUGGAGUCUCAAUUGGAACUUGUGCCAAUGGCUUUGGAGUGUGUUGUCGCAUGGUUAUGUCAUGUGGAGAGACGUCUUCGGAGAACAUAACAGUGUUUGCGGACACCAAUGUCCCAACGGGAAUGGGCGAAUGCACAGCCAGCAUUAAUCCGGCCAAUACUGAUGUCCGUCAGAUUCGUCUUGACUUUGAGCGUUUCCAAAUAGCGGGGCCAUCCCUUGUAUCAAGUGAGGUGACCAAAAUCUUAAACGGCUCGCCCAGUUUUAUGGGCACUCCUAAUGCUGCAGUGGGCCAGUGCAACCUGGAUCGUUUCCAAGUGCAGGGUGGAUCACAUGGUAGACCACCCAUAAUAUGCGGCUUAAACACUGGACAGCACAUGCUGCUGGAUGUGGAUGAAUCAUCUAACAUUGAUUUGUCAUUUCAAUUCGGUUCGGUAGCCACCGUGAGAUCCUUUCAGAUUAGGGUUACCCAGUAUGAAAUGAACUCGCCCAAUCUGGCUCCCGCGGGAUGCACUCAAUAUUUUACGAGUGCCUCAGGAACUGGAGUGGUGCAGACUUACAAUUUUGGCAACGUCCAUUUAGCCGACCAAUCCCAAGUGAUGUGCGUCCGACAAAUCCAAAACGCUUGCCGGAUUUGCUGGACAGUUGCUGACGUUCAAAUAAACAGGGUCUGGAUUGUCUAAGUUUGCCAUCGGCCGAAAAUAAAGAAGGUACUGCAAGAUUGCGAUCCAGGUUUUGCGGUCGGAAUAAAGGAUUGACCACUGGACCAGCGGUGUCAAUUACCAUUUGCAGUAAAUUGACCCCAUUUCAAAUAACUUUCCGCUCUGAUUCCUUUGAGACAAUUCCUUCAAUUGUCGGCACUCCGUUACCAGAGGCCACAGCAAUGGAUAAGGGAGUCAAGCUAAUUUACUUUCAAGACAAUAUGAAUUGUAUGAACUAGAUCAACCGCAUUUUAGAACCUCAACAUUAUGCAUAUUUUUAUGUGCUCACAGUUUACCUUGUAAUUUUGAAAAGUGUCAGCUUAUGUUUUUGAAGUAAUCAAAUACAAAUAAAAUUCACAAUGUUGGAUAGGUACAUAAAAAUUCUUAGGGCACAG
Molecule: messenger RNA, 1608 nt
Organism: Tigriopus californicus
Lineage: Eukaryota; Metazoa; Arthropoda; Copepoda; Harpacticoida; Harpacticidae
Source: RefSeq, a predicted model, not a curated record